Messenger RNA from Nerophis lumbriciformis (worm pipefish), 3157 nucleotides. RefSeq names its product major vault protein (gene mvp). NCBI's taxonomy places the organism in Eukaryota, Metazoa, Chordata, Actinopteri, Syngnathiformes, Syngnathidae. Gene Ontology annotation, cellular component: cytoplasm; nucleus. The record is from RefSeq and is a predicted model, not a curated record.
GCCUCGGCUGCCCGCACUUCGACAGUGACGCAGCAUGGUUGGAACCGGGAAGUCACGUGACUACCGUGGCCGCCACGCCCACACCGCAAAUCUGCUGAAAAAGUCUGCAGGUGUCGGAAGAAGAAGAAUCUCAUCCAUGACGAGCAGCGUCGACAUGAUGUCCAAGAAAAACCAGUUCCAAAAUACCGCGUUGGAGGCGGCGGCGGUGGACGUGUCCAUCAUCCGCAUCCCGCCCCACCACUACAUCCACGUGUUGGACCAGAACACCAACAUCGCCCGCGUGGAGAUCGGGCCGCUCACCUUCAUCCGGCAAGAUCACGAAAGGGUCCUCUUCUCGCCGGUGCGGAUGAUCACGGUGCCGCCGCGCCACUUCUGCGUGAUCCUCAACCCGGUGGCGUGCGGCGACGGCGGCCUCGUCCUCUUCGACGGGGCGGGCCAGGCCAAGCUGCGCCACGCCGACCUGGAGAUCCGCCUGUGCCGGGAUCCUUUCCCGCUGUACCCCGGAGAGGAGAUCCAGCAGGUGGUGACGCCGCUCCAGGUGGUCUAUCCCGACACGGCGCUGCGACUGCGGGCGCAGCUAGACUUCCAGGAGGAGGGCGGCAAGAGACGGGUCGCCGGGGACGAGUGGCUCUUCGAGGGACCAGGGACGUACAUCCCCAAGAAGGAAGUGGCCGUCCUGGAGACCAUCAAGGCCACGGUGAUCCGGGUGAACCAAGCCAUCAGACUGCGAGCUCGCAAGGAGGGAGUCGACCGCGGCGGCGUGUACCGCGUCACAGGGGAGGAGUGGCUGGUCAGCAAGGUGGGGGCGUACCUGCCGGACGCACACGAGGAAGUGCUGGACAUCGUCAACGCCUUCAUCCUGACCGACAAGAAAGCGCUGCACGUGCGCGCCCUGCGGGCCUUCAAGGACACGGGGGACCGCCAGCGGCGUACGGGCGACGAGUGGCUGGUGACCAACGACGACCACGAGGCGCACAUCCCCUCGGUGGCGGAGGAGGUGGUGGGCGUGGUGGAGGUGACCACGCUGAGCAGCCGCCAGUACUGCGUCAUCCUGGACCCGGUCGGACCCGACGGCAAACCUCAGCUGGGCCAGAAGAAGGUGGUGAAGGGGGAGCGCUCCUUCUUCCUGCAGCCUGGUGAGCGCCUGGAGCGCGGCAUCCAGGACGUCUACGUGCUGUCCGAGGAGGAAGGUCUGCUCCUGCGAGCCGUCCAGGCCUUCGCCGACACCGAGGAGGACGCCACCUUGCUUGUUUUACCUCAAAAACGAAAACGUGCUGAUGAGCGUGAGGUGGACGAGGACGAGGACGAGGACGAGGACCGGAGCAAGCGCCGGCGCCAAAGCGGCGUCUUUCGCCGUCCCGGCGACCGCUGGAUGCUGCGAGGCCCCGUGGAGUACGUGCCCCCCGCCACGGUGGAGGUGGUGAUGCGGCGACAGGCCAUCCCGCUGGACGAGAACGAGGGCAUCUACGUGCGGGACAUGAAGACGGGCAAGGUGCGAGCGGUCAUCGGGCAGACGUACAUGCUGAAUCAGGACGAGGAGAUGUGGCAGAAGGAACUUCCUCUCAACGUGGAGACGCUGCUGGCGUCCACCCGCGACCCUUUGGCGGACCGCUCGGACCGGGGCAAGAUGGCGGAGGGCAAAGCGAGGACCAAGACGCUGGUGGUGUCCUACAGAGUCCCCCACAAUGCGGCGGUGCAGGUUUACGACUACCGGGAGAAGAGGGCCAGGGUGGUGUUUGGACCGGAGCGCGUGAUGCUGGGUCCUGACGAGCAGUUCACCGUGCUGUCGCUGUCGGGGGAUCGACCCAAGCGAGGCAACGUGAUCAAGGCCAUCUGUCUGCUGCUGGGCCCCGACUUCUUCACCGACAUCAUCACCAUCGAGACCGCCGACCACGCCCGCCUGCAGCUGCAGCUCUCCUACAACUGGCACUUUGACGUCAAGCCGCCUGUCGACGCCACCGAAUCCGCCGCGCUGUUUUCCGUGCCCGACUUUGUGGGCGACGCCUGCAAGGCCAUCGCGUCGCGGGUCCGAGGCGCAGUGGCGUCUGUGCAGUUUGACGACUUCCACAAGAACUCCAACCGCAUCAUCUGCUCGGCCGUGUUCGGCUUCGACGAGAAGCUGGCGGUGCGCCCGAGUCUCCGCUUCCCUCAGAACCGCCUGGUCAUCAGCAGCGUGGACAUCCAGUCUGUGGAGCCCGUGGACCAGAGGACACGAGACUCCCUGCAGAAGAGCGUCCAGCUCGCCAUCGAGAUCACCACCAACUCCCAGGAGGCCGCCGCACGUCACGAGGCGGAGCGUCUGGAGCAGGAGGCGCGAGGCCGGCUGGAGAGACAGAAGAUCAUGGACCAGGCAGAAGCUGAGAGAGCCAGGAAGGAACUUCUAGAGCUGGAGGCUCUCAGCGCGGCCGUGGAGAGCACGGGCGCCGCCAAGGCGGAGGCUCAGUCCCGGGCGGAGGCGGCGCGUAUCCAAGGCGAGGCGGCGGUCCACGAGGCCAAACUGAAGGUGGAGGCGCAGACCAUCGAGGCGGAGGCGGAGCUAGAGCGUUUGGCGAAGGCUCGCCAGCAGGAGCUGAGCUACAAGAAGCAGAUGGACCAGCUGGACGUGGACAAGCAGGAGCGUCUGGCCAACAUGGAGAGCGAGCGCUUCAGCCAGCUGGUGGCCAGCCUGGGCAGCGACACGCUGAAGGAGAUGGCGAGGGCCGGCCCCGAGCUGCAGGUGAAGUUGCUGCAGGCCCUCGGCCUCAAGUCCACCCUCAUCACGGACGGCGUGUCGCCCAUCAACCUCUUCACCACCGCCAACGGCCUGCUGGGGGCGCUGCCUGCACCCGCACAGUGACGCCACAGGGAGGAGCGUCCAUGUAUCGAGCACACCUAGGAUAGAUGCAUGUACACAACUACAUGACAUCAUCUAGAUCUACAUGACGUCAUCUAGAUCUAGAUGAUGUCAUCUAGAUGAUAUGUCCUGUAGAACUAGAUGAUAUGUCCUAUUGAUCUACAUGACAUCAUCUACAUCUAGAUGACGUCAUGUAGAUCUAGAUGACGUCAUGUAGAUCUAGAUGACGUCACGUAGAUCUAGAUGACGUCAUGUAGAUCUAGAUGACGUCAUGUAGAUCUAGAUGAUAUUUGGUAUAAUUGUGAUGAUGCAUCUGCUUGAAGG